GGUUGGUGGAAGUUAUCAUAUGGAAAAGGAGGGAUUGAAGCGUUGUCUCGAUAAGCUCGAGUCUAAUGGUUUAGCUGUUGACUACAUCGUCACCGAUCGCCAUCCGCAGAUUCAGAAGUACCUGAGGGACCGCAAUAUCACUCAGUUCUAUGACGUGUGGCACUUUGAGAAAGGUUUAUCUAAGAAACUUGACAAACUUUCAAAAAUGAAGGACUGUGAGGUGCUGAAAAAAUGGUUGCACAGCAUCAAAAACUAUGUUUACUGGAGUGCGAUUUCCUCUGAGUCUGGGCCAGAAAAGGUGGCGAAGUGGAAUUCACUGCAGAACCACAUCCAAAAUGUACAUGUUCAUGAGAACCACCUCUUCCCCAAGUGUGAACACCCAGACAAAGUUUCCAGGGAUCCAAAAAAAUGGAUCCAACCAGGAUCAAUAGCGCUCCAUAAAGUGGAAAAGCUAUUAUACAACAAGAGAGUUCUCAAGGAUAUAGAAAAGCUCAGCCACAACUUUCAGACGUCAUCACUGGAGGCUUUCCACAGUCUGAUUUUGCGUUUUGCCCCAAAGAACGUGAUUUUCCCUUUCAUAGGAAUGUUGUGCAGGGGAAUGCACAGCAAAGCCAGUGAAAAUAGAACCAACAUACAACUAUGUGGAUGACCUUAUGAGCCUUCUGUUACAUAAAGUCUUUGUGGACCCCAAGCCAUAUGCGGAAGAGCUGCAUGCAAUCCCCAUUCCACCUCCUCUGUCAUCACAGUAUGAAAAACCUUCCAAAGAAGAGGUGAUUGCCCAGCGUGUGUCACGAUUCAGUCGAGGGGUGGCCAGAACCCAACAUACUGUCCCGCUGGAUCAGGAAACUGUAGACGGAUCCGGUUAACAACACAUGAGGGGAUGACAACCCUCACACUACGUCCUAGGUAGCCCCAGCACCAGCUGACAAAGCUGCGAUAGGCCAGAUAACGGAAACGCCUAUGGCAGGAAUAGAAAACCUCAAUAUUGUGUAUAAAACCAGUGGUAUAUUGGAAACAUGUAUAUGUGAUGUGAAAAUAUGUUUGAUAAAAAUGUAUAUUUUGAU
Molecule: messenger RNA, 1064 nt
Organism: Carassius carassius (crucian carp)
Lineage: Eukaryota; Metazoa; Chordata; Actinopteri; Cypriniformes; Cyprinidae
Exons: 5
Coding region: 20-649 (209 amino acids)
Source: RefSeq, a predicted model, not a curated record